UUGUUGGUGUUGUGUUGUUUAUAACCCAGAUCAGUAAGGUAAAAAACAUUGAUUCACUUGGCCGGAAGUUAGAUAAUUGUCAUGGCAAUUAAGGUAUAUCGCGCUUAAUUAAAAAUAAACGAGAUAGAGUAAGUUGACUAUAAAAUAUCACGGAACUAUUACAAGACUGCAGCCUAUACAGCAUCAUAAAUAACGAAUGAAACAGUAACCACCGGAAAUCCUAGUGUUUGGAAUUGUUUUCUUUUAUUGAGUUUAUAUGGCUGCUUUUGUUAGAUUUAUUAUUAUCUCCUGUUUCCUAUACAGUAAAAUAAAUUAUGUGGUCAACAUCAAUUGCUAUGUGUGUUACCGUUGUUCAUAUUUGCUAAACUUCACCAUUGACAAGUACAGUGUUGUCUCUGGCUGCAAUAAAUGUCAAACAACACUGGAUUAUAAUGAUCCUUUGAAAGCUGAUCGCAGAUGCGUCACUUCUGAACAAGAAAAGUACUUCGAUCUUUUAGAUAUAAAUUACCAAGAAGGAUGUCGCAAUAUUAGCCAAAUUCCAACUGUUGAAGAACCUAAAUUCUAUUGCUUUUGUUUGGAAAAUCUUUGCAAUAGAGCUUCAAAAGGAAAAUUUGACAUCUUGUUGCUGAAAUUUUCGUUUUUAUUCUUAUUAUUCUAUAUCUUAUUUUAGUUAUCCAGUCACCCAUGAAGAAUGAUUCUUUACAUUAUGCAAUCCACAAGUAUUCCCAUCUUCCAAACUACAGCUGAUCUUUCUUUUGGUCAUUUACACAAAGGAUCUCUGUGAACUUUGUGGAAUUUACCUUUCCCUCACUUUUCUUAAUGAUGAUGGUUUUAUAAGAAGUUCUCCCAUGGAGAAAGCUAUCCCAUUUGUUGCUUGCUAUACAUCAUACUCCACACUACACACAAAGGAAAUCUUCUCCACUCCAUCAAACUGACCACCAUAUAUACAUACAUGCCAAGUGUGAAAAUAACUUCAGUCAUUUCAAACCAACAAGGAUACCUGCCCUGACAACGCUCUCUCUAUUAUCUUGAAAUAAUACACCCUCCAACUUGCACCAAACACUUCAAUCUCUCUCUUUCUCUCCCUUGGGGAAUAUCCCAGUCUUUGGACAUAGUGUUCUAUACCCAAGAAACAUAAUACUUCUGGUUCUAGUUCUGCUAACUACCAUCAUAUUGAACCCAUUUCAAACAACUUAAUGGUGAUGGAAAAGCCCAUUAACAGCAACAUGUAUCUCUCUCCUGCCUUAUUCAUCACCAAUAUGGCUUCCAUAGUUUUUUUUCAUUAUAAACACAAUGACCUAACAUAUCUAUUUGAGAAAUUUAAUUCCAGGAUUCCCAGUAUAGCAGAAACGUUGCAUUUAUGAGAAUUUUGCAUAAGCAGGUGUUCCAUAAUGCAAAACAUUUUUUGUUUGACUUCCAUAUACAUGGAAUCAAUAGAAAAAUUAAUUUUGCAUUAAAGAACUUCAGAUUACAAGAUUUUUUAAUACAUACAAUGCCUCCUGUAUAAAAUAACAUUAUAUGAACUUAGUAAUUUUGAGAGAUAUGAAGUAAAUUAUUCUUAACAGUGGAAUUUGAAAUAGGUAAAGCCAUAAAUAAAAGUAUGGAGGAUAUUAGGUUAAAAAUAAAACCCUUGGAUAAUGGAAAAAGUUGAAGGAUGCUCUUCAACAUUUUCUAUCCAGUGAGUUUUUUAACAAAAUAUCCUAUAAGCUAUUCUUUAUACUUUCAUCUACUUUGGGUUCCACUGUUAAAAAUAACCAUGGUCAAACUGGGGGGGGGGGGGGGGAAAUGAGAUAGUCUAGUAUUUGAGGAUAAGAAAAAAACUAACACAAACUUAUGAAAAUGAAGAUAUUGAAGACUUAGCCCCCAAGGCAUCUUAUGGUUAGUGUAUACACUGUAUUGUCUGCAAUUAUGAAACAUUGCAUGUGUAUUGUAUAUUGUAGCAACACUUCUACAAUAUAUAUAGUUACAAGCAUGGAGGCAUAAUGGUUCAGUGGUUAGGGCAGCAGACUUGUGGUCAUAGGAUCACAGUUUUGAUUCUCUGAGUGUUUAUUGAGC
This is a messenger RNA of Octopus sinensis (East Asian common octopus), 2055 nucleotides long. RefSeq lists its product as uncharacterized. The transcript is spliced from 3 exons. NCBI's taxonomy places the organism in Eukaryota, Metazoa, Mollusca, Cephalopoda, Octopoda, Octopodidae. The record is from RefSeq and is a predicted model, not a curated record. The coding region runs from base 257 to 670 and encodes 137 amino acids.